Micromonas pusilla CCMP1545 is the source of this 2097-nucleotide messenger RNA. RefSeq lists its product as uncharacterized. The coding region runs from base 1 to 2097 and encodes 698 amino acids. The transcript has a single exon. The record is from RefSeq and is a predicted model, not a curated record. NCBI's taxonomy places the organism in Eukaryota, Viridiplantae, Chlorophyta, Mamiellophyceae, Mamiellales, Mamiellaceae.
AUGGUGACCGGUCCCACCGUCGUCACGUCCACGGGGGAGUCCCCGACGCUUCCGCCGCUUCUCCGCGCGGGCGAGGAGCGCGAGCUCGACAUCCUCGCGGCGAGAAGACGCGCGAUGCGCGCGACGAAGACGCACCCGAUCGACGCCGUCGCGAGCGCGUCGGACUUUCUCGCGACGAGAGCGGGUGGAGCGCCCGUCGAGCCGCGCGUCGCGCCUCGGACGGUCCCGAAGUCGUCGCUCGAGUCCGCGACGACGACGACGACGACGACGACGACGACGAUCGCCGCGAAACCGGUCGACGUCCCCGCGCCCGCGCCCGUCGCCGUCGUCGCGGGCGAGGCCGUGGACGCGGUCGUCACGCUCACGGACGACGCCGUCGUGACGCGCGUGGCGACGACGAUGCGAAUGACGAAGCCGCUCGAGGCGGCGUCCGCGUCCGCGGCGCCCGCGAAACUGGCCGAACCCGUCGUCGCGCCCGCGCCGACCGCGUCGACCCUGGAGUCGGUGACGCUGACCGAACGCGCCACGCCCGCGACGACCCCGACCCCGACCCCGAGACCGCCGGCGAGGAAGCUCGCCGCGGACCCGAGCGCGUCGUUUCUCGCGUUGGCGUGGACGCUCGCCGCGCCCGCCGCCGCCGCCGCCGCCGCCGCCGCCGCGCGGCCGCAGCAUCGCGCGGCCGCGCGCGCGCGCGCCGGCGACAUCGCGCGCGGGUUUUUGAGAACACUCGGCGGCGUUAAGGAAACUGUCGCCCGCAAGGCGUUACGAGCGAUGGGCAAAGACGUCCCGGAGGCGGCGGAGGAGGAGAACGCGCUCGAAAAAUACAUGCUCGAUGGCAUCCGCGCGGAGGAGGAGUCCACGAACGCGCUCGAAGCCUGGAUGCUCGAAGGGAUCGCGAACGCGGAGCUCGAGGACCUCGAAUACGACGCGCGUGCGGAGCUCGAUUUAAACUUGACGUUCGACGUCGACGUCGAAGACGCGGAGCGCGGCGGCGACCCGAUGAGCUGGCUCACGCCGCUUCCGGAGCCGCCGACGUCGAAGACCGCCGCCGCGGCGCUCGCGCCCGAGGGUGCCGACGAGGGUGCCGUCGCUAUCGCCGGCGAGUCCGACGCCGACGCGAUAUUCGAGGAGGCGAACCAGGUUGGACGGGACCUCAUCAGAGGGUUGAUCCCGACGCCGACGAUCGCGGGAGGGAAGACCGCGUCGAGAGGGCUCGGGUUCGACUCGGAAGAGGACGAAGAGGAGGAGGAGGAGGACGACGGGCCGGAGACGCCGCCGCAGCUGGAUAAGACCGAUCUCAACGCCGGCUCGGUCUCGGAGGAUGCGGAGGAGGAGGAGGAGGACGAUUCGGAUUACGAACCGUCGGACGGCGAGGAGAGCGAAGACGAGGACGACGAGACGUCCCUCGACGACUCGGACGUCGACUCCGAGGAGGGAAGCGCGCGGGAUGAAAACGAUACCCCCGCGUCGCUUCGGUCCGCGAUACACGCGUACGGCGGCGCGAUGCACCCGAUGACGAACCCGAUGAACCCGAUGAACAUGAACGCGAUGAACGCGAUGGUCACCCCGACGGGCUCGGGCGCGGGCGCGGGCGCGGCGGCGGCGUCGCCCGCGUUUAGCGGCGCGGGAAGCGGCGCGGAGUCCUACGACUCGUUCACCGCCGCGCAGCAGUUUCAACAAUUUCAACAGUACCAGCAGUACCAGCAGAUGCUCGCCUUUCAACAGCAGCAAGCCGCGUUCGCGAUGCAGCAGCAGAUGGCUCUACAGCAGCAGCAGGCGGCGUCCGCAGAGAAGGCGUCGAAAAAGUCAAAGUCCAAAAACGCGUCGCCGAACGCCGCCGCCGUCGCGGGAACGAAUCCCGCGGACGCCAAGGCGAAGAAAGCGAAGGCGGAGGCGAAGGAGGCGAAGCGGGCGCUGAAGAAAGUCCGGGGGGAGGCGUUGAAGAAGAUUGCGAUUCGCCUGCACGGGGACAAACUUCGACGGACGCUACGGAGCUGGCUGCUGGUGCGAGCCGCGGAGAAAGCGGCGAGGAUCAAGGAGGAGAAGGAGGAGCAGCUCAGGGAGUUGCUCGCCGCGCGCGAGGCGAUCGACGCGUGA